AUGUAUCAGUGGUUUUUAGCUUCUGUGAUGAUUACUUCUACAAACGCAGUAACAAGAAUAUUUACGCCAGACCUCCAAGCCGUUAAUUUUGCUAAAGAAAUAAAAGGAAGAAGACUCAAUGGAAGCGUCAUUCGAGAAAUGGAAGUAGAUUCGGAGGUUUCUUGCCAGCUGCAAUGUGUGAAAGAGAAUGGCUGUCUGUCGUAUAACUUUGGACCUAACGAAAAUAAAAAGAGAUUCAGCUGUCAGCUAAGUAACUCUGAUCGAUUUGUUGGCUUGAAGAAUUUUACAGAGGACCAUGAAUUUCUCUACCGAGGAGUAAAGAGCAUCUGUGAGAUGGAAAGUUCUCCUUGUGGGGAGAAAGAAGUCUGCAUGCCCAACUAUCAAGACAACAGUGCCCAGUGCAAAUGUCAAGAUGAUUAUGUUGGAAAACCUUGCGGUGGAGGUUGGACAGUUUUUCAGAGGCGUUUGGACGGUUCUGUUGACUUCUAUCUUGGUUGGGAAUCCUACAAAAACGGGUUUGGAGAUCUGAACGGCGAGUUCUGGCUUGGAAAUGACAAUCUUCACCGUUUGACUGCCAUUGUUGAUGUCACCAUGCGAGCUGACUUGGAAGACUUUGAAGGAAACAUCAGAUACGCUGAAUACACGACUUUUAAGGUGGCAGACGAGGCAGAUAAGUACCAGCUUUUGAUUGGAGGAUACAGUGGCACUGCUGGUGACUCGAUGGCAUUUCAUAAUUUCAUGCAGUUUUCUACGAAUGACAACGACAAUAACGACCGAUCGGCUCACAGCUGUGCACAAACUUACAAAGGAGCCUGGUGGUACAAAAGUUGCCACCAUUCAAAUCUUAACGGUUUGUACCUGGGUGGACCACAUUCUUCUCAUGCCAAUGGAAUCAACUGGCGUACGUUUAGAGGCCACAAUUAUUCACUAAAACGCACUGAAAUGAAAGUUAAAGACAAAUCGCAAAUCUUGGCCUAGGAUUAUCCAACAUUCCGACAAGAGACAAGAGAACAACUGAUCAAACAGCCGCUAAUGCGAUAAAUUGACACCGCCAGUAAAUAUAAAAUACGCGACAACACCUUUAAGAACAGAACUCUUUUUAGGCUUCAGUAAAAGAUGGACUUACUCUUUGUGACAAGUAGUAUCUACAUGUAGAAGAUACAUUUCAGAGCUAUGGUAAUAUCUGCUCUCGCUCACGUUUUACAAAAAUCGACUCUGAAAAUUGCACUCAAGAACUACAAAUUCAGCAAAAUCUUUAAAUUAGAGGUUAUCCUCAUCAAGAGUAACCUCGAAGACAUCUCGAGCUCAUAAAUUAGGUAUUUAACAGAAGAAAGACUGUGUUGAGCUGAUCAUACAAGGAUUCUGGAUUCAUCCAGUAUGGAGCGUCGUUUUAAUUGUGUUAUUAAUUAGCACUUGAUCUCAAACACACCUAGAGUAUUCUGUAGCCUUAUGUGCAACGUCUUGGGGCAUAAUCCACCAUUUUGUGUCAAUUCUUCCUCGGAGGAGAACAAAAGCAGUAAUUAUUGAACUUAAUUGAUUAAAAUGUCCGGUAAGUAUAGUCCUGUUGGGUUGCGGUAUUUUUCACAUAUGCUAGCUGGGCCAGACCUUAUUUUAGAUAAAGAGCUAUUUAGCUCGAUUAUGACAUAAAAACUGCGGCGCAACAUGAUCCUAAAGAAAUAAAUUCCAGUGAUACUUGGCUAUUUUCCCCAGGGUGAGGGAAAGGGAGCACCCUCACGUGAAAAGGUCCGGGAUGCUCGUAGUCUCUAUAGGGGUUGAAAUUAGGGGUAUCGGUCUCGUUUAGGGUGAAACGCCAUUCAGAUUGUCUCUAGCCGUUGCU
This is a messenger RNA of Orbicella faveolata, 1837 nucleotides long. RefSeq names its product microfibril-associated glycoprotein 4-like. Lineage: Eukaryota; Metazoa; Cnidaria; Anthozoa; Scleractinia; Merulinidae. The record is from RefSeq and is a predicted model, not a curated record.